AUGGUGGGGCAAUGGGGGAAAGAAGAUGAAGAAAAGGUGGUGAUCAGAUUCUACAAUGAUCGUAAGGACAGAGUUGAAAUGGAACGUGUGGAGAAAAGCUGUGAGAUUGGUAACGACCAAACUUUUCUCUUCACACACACUUUGGGCGAUCCCAUCUGCAGAAUCCGGAACACUCCUCUCUUCACUAUGCUGGUGGCAGAAGUUCGGAACAAACUGGUUGGUUCCAUACAAGGGUCUGUAAAGCCAGUUAAGUUUCAAGAUAAAUCAGUGACUGUGGGUUACGUUCUUGCUCUCAGAGUCAUGCCAUCAUAUCGACGCCAUGGCAUUGGUUCGAUUCUAGUGACAAAGCUUGAGGAAUGGUUCAUGUCUCACAAUGCUGACUAUGCUUACAUGGCCACCCAAAAGGACAACGAGGCCUCUCUCGGUCUCUUCGUUGGAACACUUGGCUAUGUCAUCUUCAGAAACCCGGCAAUUCUGGUCAAUCCGGUAAACCCCAGAGGUUUGAAACUGCCUUCUGACAUUGAAAUAAGGAAGCUAAAGGUGAAAGAAGCUGCAUCAUGGUACCGGAAACACGUAGUAUCAAAGACAGAUUUUUUCCCGGACGACAUAGUCAAAAUCUUGCGGAACAAGUUAAAUAUAGGAACAUGGGUAGCUUAUUACAAGAACAAGGACACUAUCAAAAGUUGGGCAAUACUUAGUGCAUGGAAUAGUAGCAAAGUAUUCAAACUUAGGAUUGGCAAAGCUCCUUUGAGCUAUGUCUUUCUCACCAAAGUUUGCAAGUUUUUCGGUAGAUUCUUGCCGUUCUUGGGCUUAACGGCGUUGCCUGAUCUGUUUACUCCGUUUGGAUUCUACUUCAUUUACGGUGUUCACGCAGAAGGUCCGUUACGUGGGAAACUCGUUAGGGCUUUGUGUGAGCACGUUAGUAACAUGGCUGCUUCAGAUGACGGUGGUGCGUGUAAGGUCGUGGUGGUAGAGGUCGACGGAGAAAGUAACGGCAGUAGUAAUGAUUCUGUGAGGAGAUGUGUUCCGCAUUGGAAAAUGCUUUCGUGUGAGGAUGACACUUGGUGCAUCAAACCGUUGAAACGUGAAGAGAAUACGACAGGUUUGAGUGACUUUACCGAAAUGUUGUUGAGUUCUAAGUCACGUUCUCUCUUUGUAGAUCCAAGAGAUGUGUAA
This is a messenger RNA of Eruca vesicaria subsp. sativa (arugula), 1176 nucleotides long. Lineage: Eukaryota; Viridiplantae; Streptophyta; Magnoliopsida; Brassicales; Brassicaceae. The record is from the annotation of a GenBank genome assembly.